UCUGGUCGUCGCAGCCCCCAAACUAAUAACCCCCGAUUUUACCAAAAAAAAAAAAAAAAAGGCUAUAAUCUUUUCAUCUAUCAUAUAAGGAUUCGAUCAUCUACAUCAUACGCAUCUUCGAUUCUCUACAUUACAACGCAUACCCAGUUCUUGAAUUUGGUAUUUGGGAGAAAAUUCGAGAUUCUUCGACGAUUUUAACCCUAUAUCUGAAGAGCUGCAGCAAACCCAAUUUAGGUUUCGAUUCGUUCGCGCUCUGAGAUACCCAAUGGCGACUCCAUUGAUGACAGGACUUGCAGUUGCAGCUGCUGCUUAUGCUGGUAGAUAUGGCAUCCAAGCAUGGCAGGCUUUCAAGGCUAGACCAGCUUCACCUGCUGCAUUUAGAAAGUUUUAUCAAGGUGGAUUCCAACCUCAAAUGACAAGAAGAGAAGCUGCUCUGAUUCUUGGAGUAAGGGAAAGUACUGCAGUGGAUAAGGUAAGGGAAGCACAUAGGCGGGUGAUGGUGGCAAACCACCCUGAUGCUGGCGGCAGCCACUACCUUGCUUCCAAAAUCAAUGAAGCAAAAGAGAUGCUCAUGAGGAAGAGUAGCAACACUGGCUCUGCUUUCUGAUCUACAUCCUCAUUUUUAACAUCUGUUAUACUUUAGACCUUUCAUGUCUUCCUCAUUUCUGUAUGAUUCAUGAUUCAUGGAAUUGGAUAGAAUGUGAUAUGUGGAGCUUAUGAAUCUUGUUGUUAUAAUAGGCUAUCACUUAUUUUAAA
This is a messenger RNA of Lactuca sativa (garden lettuce), 756 nucleotides long. Its product is annotated as mitochondrial import inner membrane translocase subunit TIM14-3. The record is from RefSeq and is a predicted model, not a curated record. Lineage: Eukaryota; Viridiplantae; Streptophyta; Magnoliopsida; Asterales; Asteraceae. Gene Ontology annotation, cellular component: PAM complex, Tim23 associated import motor. Gene Ontology annotation, molecular function: ATPase activator activity. Gene Ontology annotation, biological process: protein import into mitochondrial matrix.